Molecule: messenger RNA, 722 nt
Organism: Opisthocomus hoazin
Lineage: Eukaryota; Metazoa; Chordata; Aves; Opisthocomiformes; Opisthocomidae
Source: RefSeq, a predicted model, not a curated record
AACAAUGCGAUCCAGAAGAAUUCAGCCUCAGACUGGAACAAAUCCAGAUGCAGCUCCAAGACAUGAAGAGACAGUUGCUGAAUGGACUGGCUUCUUUGGUUAUUUCAGGUAUUAAAUCCAGCAAUUUUCCAGCUUUCUACUUCCCUGUGGAAAACAUUGAGAGUUUUGUGAACGUUCAUCCCCUCCACGAUAUGUCUCUCCAAGCCUUCACCCUAUGCUUCCGGACAAAAGCCCAGCACGCUGGCAGUCAGACUGUUCUCUCCUACUCCACACACGAGAGGGACAAGGAGCUAGUGCUGACCGUGGGCACAGAUGUGGGAUUAUGGAUAGGAGGCCAUUUCAUCAGCUUCCCCCUAUACCACAAGACGCAAGAUUGGCUGCACUACUGCAUGGCAUGGGCCUCCCAGUCUGGAAUGGCAAAUUUAUGGCUGAAUGGAGCAGCUGGUAAAGCACAGAGUAUCCAGAAAGGGUACGUGAGCCAGGCUGGAGGGACGCUUGUCCUUGGGAAAGACAGAGACAUUCUUCUUGGGACGUUCUCCAACAGUUUUGCAGGAUGGAUGACUCAUGUGAACAUGUGGAGCCAAGUUCUCAGUCCUGCAGAUGUUCGGGCACUUGCACUGUGCAAACCAGGGCAACUGAAGGGAGAUGUCAUAGCCUGGGGAGAAACUGCCAUGACCCUCUUGGGUGGGGUAGUUCUGGAGUCUGACACCAGCUGCCAGUGA